AGGCAAAAAUUUUUGUUUUCUUUAUUGUUUGGGCUACAAUGGGUUUGUGGAAAAGUGACAGUUACACUAUAAACUGGAACGCACUGAGUCACUCUGUUUCUCUCUCUACAAACUCCACGGCACAGAUCCGAGGAGUUUGGGAUUCAGAAAACCCUAAUUUUAUCAUCAGAAGUAUACUGUUCCGCUUUCGCCCGGCCACCUCUAUUACUCUCUCAGCAAAUCGCGUUUAGCUCUCUUCUCAAUCAUCAACACUCAGGUAAAACCAGCUCGCCGCGCUUUUUUGCUCUUUGUGUUUGUUGUGUUGCAUUCUCAGUUCUUAUCGUUGUUUGGAGUUCUGGGUUGAUUUGGUGAUGGAGAGAUCUGUCAGAAAGAUCGAAUUUUUUUUUUUUAAUGUCCGACAGUUUGGGUGUUGAAUUUUUCGAGGGAAAACAGGAGUGUGGAUUGUGGCUUAUUCGGGUUGUGAUUUCCUGGGUUUGAUUGGGAAAUAGAUAUUGUUUUCUUUCUGAACUGUGGUUGAUCUAUUCAUUUAACGUUCUGGCUCUUGAAUUGGUAGUGAGAUUAUGAUGUUAAUUUAUUCACAGAGUUUCCUCAUUAGCUGGCUUGAUUGUGACCUUCGAUAACUGUUCUAACUUCUAACUAUAACUAUCUGAUGCUUGGUGGGUAAAUAUCUGAUGUAAUAUUGGACUGUGGCAUGAGAUGACGGAUUCAUCUCUAAAUAGUGUUAGUUAAGAUGAUGUCUUUUAUGUGUGGUGAGUGGUGUUUCGUUGGUUUGAUACUCUGACGAAGCGGGUAAAACAGUCUCUGGUGUUGCACUUUGUAAUUUUCUUUGUAUCAGAUGGCUGUUUCCCCUUAUCCCUAGCUUCGCCAGAUAUAGAAGCAGAAGUUUAAUGCUUGUAAUCCUUAUGUUAUUUGGUUUAUAAGUUUGGCUCUUCUGCGGCGCUUAGAAUUUCUGCUCUUCUUGCUAGAGUGUUUUAUAGUGAAGUAUGGUGUGCUUAAAGAUGAUGACUUUUAUGUCUGGUGGUGGGUGUUUCAUUGGCUUGAUAAUCUGGGGAAGCAAGUGAGCACCUUGCCUUUUUCUUUGUAUCUGAGGGCUGUUUACCCCCUAUGCUCAGCUUCUCCAGAUAUAGAUGCAGAAGUUCAAUGCUUGUAAUCCUUUUGUUGUUUGGCUUACAAGUUUGGCUCUUCUCUGACACUUAGAAUUUUUGCUCUUCCUGCUCUAUAGUAGUAAGUAACCUAGAAUUGUUUCAUUUUGCUGUAGUCUCUGCUUCAGUUAUAUUGUCAUGUGCUAUUUUUCCACUGUCGUUAUCAUUUCACUUCGAUAUGCGAGUAAAAUAAGUAGUUUUCUGUUUUGCAGUUAUGGCAGGUGAGGCACCAGAAGGCUCGCAGUUUGAUGCUCGUCAAUUUGAUAAGAAGAUGACUGAGCUGCUCUCAAGUGAUGCGCAAGAUUUCUUCACUGCGUAUGACGAAGUCUAUGAAAGUUUUGAUGCAAUGGGAUUGCAAGAAAAUCUGCUUAGGGGUAUCUAUGCUUAUGGUUUUGAGAAGCCAUCUGCCAUCCAACAGAGGGGUAUUGUCCCUUUCUGCAAGGGACUUGACGUCAUUCAGCAGGCUCAGUCAGGAACUGGGAAAACAGCGACUUUCUGCUCUGGAAUACUGCAGCAGCUUGAUUAUAAUAUAGUCCAGUGCCAAGCACUCGUCCUGGCUCCCACUAGGGAACUUGCUCAACAGAUUGAGAAGGUCAUGAGGGCACUUGGAGAUUAUCUUGGGGUGAAGGUUCAUGCUUGUGUUGGUGGGACCAGUGUUCGCGAGGACCAACGUAUUCUCCAAGCUGGUGUUCAUGUUGUUGUCGGUACCCCUGGUCGUGUAUUUGACAUGUUGAGGAGGCAGUCCCUUCGUCCAGAUUACAUCAAGAUGUUUGUUCUUGAUGAAGCUGACGAAAUGCUUUCCCGUGGUUUUAAGGAUCAGAUCUAUGAUAUCUUCCAGUUGCUUCCUGCCAAAGUCCAGAUAGGCGUCUUCUCUGCCACUAUGCCCCCUGAGGCUCUCGAGAUCACCAGGAAGUUCAUGAACAAGCCGGUCAGGAUCUUGGUCAAACGUGAUGAGCUAACCUUGGAAGGUAUCAAGCAGUUCCAUGUCAAUGUCGAGAAGGAAGACUGGAAGCUCGAGACCCUCUGUGAUCUCUAUGAAACCCUAGCAAUCACCCAGAGCGUCAUAUUUGUUAAUACAAGACGCAAGGUCGACUGGCUCACUGACAAGAUGAGAGCGCGUGACCACACCGUCUCAGCGACUCAUGGUGACAUGGACCAGAACACCCGUGACAUCAUCAUGAGGGAGUUCCGGUCUGGAUCUUCCCGUGUCCUGAUCACCACCGAUCUCCUGGCUCGUGGUAUCGACGUGCAGCAAGUGUCUCUCGUCAUUAACUAUGAUCUGCCGACUCAACCAGAGAACUACCUCCAUCGUAUUGGAAGAGGUGGAAGGUUUGGGAGGAAGGGUGUUGCCAUUAACUUUGUGACUAAGGACGAUGAGAGGAUGCUGUUUGACAUCCAGAAGUUCUACAAUGUUAUGAUCGAGGAGCUGCCUUCCAAUGUCGCCGAUCUCCUGUGAAGAGAGUACCAAGUGGAAAUAUUUUGGUGUUGCGUUGAGAAGGAAGGAAGAGAAGAGGUUUCUCAUCUUUUCUGUUCUUAUUUAUGCAAGCGCUGUUCUUAACUUAUUGCUGUCCUCUCCUUUUCAGUUUUUGGUUAUUUUUGUUUUAAUUCCUAGUCGUAAUCUUAAGCUUCUCAAGACGUAUCUGACUGUUUGAAUCAGACGAUGAUGAUGGGUCAAGUGCACUAUCUAGAAAAGGUCUUGUUUAGUGUUCUUUAGGGGGGUUCAUACAUAUAUAAUAUGUUCUUGGGAGGUAAUUUUUGCAGUGGUUAGCUUCUACUUUCUGGGGAUUCUAGUUUUUUUUUGUCAUGGUUUGGAUAAAUGUAUUGAAGGCACUCUAUUAGUUAAUCCAGCAAGGUUUGAAUAUUUUUAUUCAUACUCAUUCGUCCUUAUUGUAAGCCAUGAUCUGAAGAAUAUUUAAUCUUAGUUCCCGUUUGAUUGUAAUGGGUAUCACUUGAGCUCUCGAUCUUUGAGAGUAUAAUUUGAAUGAUUCGGUUUUGAGUGAUAUGAUUUGAGCUUAGUACAAGUGUUUGAGUUGACAAGGUAUGGAUUUGGAACUUCUUAAAACCAUAGAAAACCCAAAAUGCAACGCAGCAAAUGCUAACGAUCUAUUUUUUGUUCAAAGCAACUCAAAGCAAAAAUACCAUGGAUUUGAAACUUCUUAAAACCAUGGAAAACCCAAAAUGCAACACAGUAAAUCUAGUUUUUGUUC
This is a messenger RNA of Linum trigynum, 3349 nucleotides long. The record is from the annotation of a GenBank genome assembly. NCBI's taxonomy places the organism in Eukaryota, Viridiplantae, Streptophyta, Magnoliopsida, Malpighiales, Linaceae.